Molecule: messenger RNA, 580 nt
Organism: Scaptodrosophila lebanonensis
Lineage: Eukaryota; Metazoa; Arthropoda; Insecta; Diptera; Drosophilidae
Exons: 2
Coding region: 1-471 (156 amino acids)
Source: RefSeq, a predicted model, not a curated record
AUGUUGGUAUUAUUGUUGCUUCUAAGUUUUGUGGCACUGCUUCAAGGUCUUAGCAUUAGUCCAAAUGUUAAGGUUAUUGAAAAAGCAAAUGGCAAUGGGAUAGAAGAAUUUGAUGUCAAUCAUCCCGAAGCUGUACUUUUAAAACCUCUAGUUAGGGAAUUGCCUGGCAAGUCUUUUGAGCUCAAGUAUGAACUUGGUGCACGUAAAGCAGGAGAUUCGGUUGUGUUCCACGAAACGUCGCCAAAGGUAGUGUUCCAUAUGCCUAGCAAUCCUCAAGUACAAAUGGUGUGUCCUUCACCCGACAUUGACGAAGUGACCUUUCUUCGAAUAACAACGUAUCAAAAUUCUAGAAAGGGUGAUGCUUACGUUUCCAACGGCGGCAUUGGAAGAAAACACAUUUUGUUUACCGUCAAUGCAUAUGGAACUAAAAAUUGGCAAUGGGAAAUCGAAAUAUAUGCCAGAAGGACUUAAAUUAUAAUUAGUAAGAAAAAUGUCACAAUUUCCUAAUUCUGUUCUAAACAAAAAUACAAUUAAACUUGUGAACAUAAGUUGAGGAAAUAAACAUAUCUACAUACAUGUA